UGAACAGGCAGGGAGCAGCGCCUAGGGAAGGAGGACGUAUGUCGAUUCGCCAAGGUGCCUGGAAAAUUGAAGGAAACGCUGCAAGGGACAGCUUUUAGAUAUUUCGGGGCUUGCCAAUUAGGGCUCCGUUCAGGGUCGAUUACAUCGGUUUUUCAUUCACUGUGAAAUAGAGCCUGUUAUUUAUCCCCCAAGAUGGGCAAUCGGGGAGUGGAUGACUUGAUUCCUCUGGUAAACAGACUGCAGGACGCCUUCUCUGCCAUCGGACAAAAUGCCAACCUGGACCUUCCUCAGAUCGCAGUGGUCGGCGGCCAAAGUGCUGGGAAAAGCUCGGUUUUGGAGAACUUCGUUGGGAAGGAUUUUCUGCCUCGUGGCUCUGGUAUCGUCACUCGGCGUCCCCUAGUGCUACAGCUCAUCAACUGCCCUACUGAAUAUGCUGAGUUUUUGCAUUGCAAAGGGAAGAAGUUUACAGAUUUUGAUGAGGUUCGUCAGGACAUUGAGGCAGAGACAGAUCGCAUCACUGGCCAAAACAAAGGCAUUUCACCGGUCCCUAUCAAUCUGCGCGUCUAUUCGCCUCAUGUUUUGAAUCUCACCCUUGUGGACUUGCCUGGUAUGACCAAAGUGCCGGUAGGGGACCAGCCGCAUGACAUUGAGUUUCAGAUCAGGGAUAUGCUAAUGCAGUUUGUGACUAAGGAGAACUGCUUGUUGCUGGCUGUGUCUCCGGCCAACUCUGACCUGGCCAAUUCAGAUGCCCUCAAGAUUGCCAAGGAGGUGGACCCUCAGGGUUUGAGAACUAUAGGUGUGAUCACUAAAUUGGAUCUAAUGGAUGAAGGAACCGAUGCACGUGACAUUCUGGAGAACAAGCUUCUUCCUUUACGUAGAGGCUACAUUGGGGUUGUGAACCGCAGUCAGAAGGACAUUGAUGGCAAGAAAGACAUCACUGCUGCAAUAGCAGCGGAGAGGAAGUUCUUCCUCACCCAUCCAGCCUACCAUCACCUGGCCGAUCGCAUGGGGACUCCGUACCUGCAGAAAGUUCUUAACCAGCAAUUAACUAACCACAUCCGAGACACUCUGCCAGGACUGAGGAACAAACUUCAGAGCCAGCUACUGUCCAUUGAGAAAGAGGUGGAGGAGUACAAGCACUUCCGCCCUGAUGAUCCUUCUCGCAAAACCAAGGCUCUGCUACAGAUGGUGCAGCAGUUUGCGGUGGAUUUUGAGAAGUGCAUUGAGGGUUCAGGAGAUCAGGUGGACACAGUGGAGCUGUCUGGAGGUGCGAGGAUCAAUCGCAUCUUUCACGAGCGCUUCCCCUUUGAGCUGGUUAAGAUGGAGUUUGAUGAGAAAGAGCUGCGUAAGGAGAUCAGUUACGCCAUCAAGAACAUCCACGGUAUCAGAACCGGUCUGUUUACUCCAGACAUGGCCUUCGAGACUAUUGUUAAACGGCAGAUUGCAAAGAUCAAAGAGCCAUGUCAGAAAUGUGUGGACCUUGUCAUCACUGAGCUGGUCAAUACAGUCAGGCAGUGCACCAAGAAGCUGGCUCAGUACCCCAUGCUUAGAGAGGAAAUGGAGAGGAUUGUCACCCAGCACAUCCGAGAUCGAGAGAGUCGCACCAAGAAUCAGGUCAUGUUGCUAAUUGACAUCGAGUUAGCAUACAUGAACACCAAUCAUGAGGAUUUCAUCGGUUUUGCAAAUGCCCAGCAGAGAAGCAGUCAGAUGAAUAAGAAAAAGGCUGCUGGCAAUCAGGAUGAGAUAAUGGUGAUCAGAAAGGGUUGGCUGACCAUCAAUAAUAUUGGCAUCAUGAAAGGAGGAGCCAAGGAAUACUGGUUUGUCCUGACCGCUGAGAAUCUGUCCUGGUACAAAGAUGAUGAGGAGAAAGAGAAGAAGUACAUGCUGCCAUUGGACAACCUGAAGCUCAGAGAUAUAGAGAAGAGUUUCAUGUCCAGCAAGCACGUGUUUGCUCUCUUUAACACCGAACAAAGGAACGUGUAUAAAGACUACAGGCAGCUUGAGUUGGCUUGCGACACUCAGGAGGAGGUGGACAGCUGGAAGGCGUCCUUCCUACGAGCUGGAGUUUACCCAGAGCGCAUCACUGAUAAAGAGAAGAGUGAUGCUAGUGAGGAGAACGGCUCAGAUGGCUUCACGCACUCCAUGGAUCCUCAGCUUGAGAGGCAGGUGGAGACCAUCAGGAACCUUGUGGAUUCCUACAUGGCCAUUGUCAACAAGACUGUGCGGGACCUCAUGCCUAAGACCAUCAUGCAUCUCAUGAUCAACAACACUAAGGAAUUCAUCCAUGCUGAGUUGCUGGCUAACUUGUACUCAUGUGGAGACCAGAACACUCUGAUGGAGGAGUCAGCAGAACAGGCUCAGCACAGGGAGGAGAUGCUGCGCAUGUACCACGCUCUGAAAGAGGCCCUCAACAUCAUCGGGGACAUCAGCACCACCACCGUCUCCACUGCCAUGCCCCCGCCGGUGGAUGACUCCUGGCUGCAGGUACAAGGAGGACCUUCAGGGCGCAGAUCUCCAAUGUCUAGUCCCACUCCCCAGCGUCGGGCCCCACCUGGGCCCCCUCGUCCAGGUGGACGCACCGCCCCAGGACCCCCUACUGCUGGAGCACCUCCUGUGCCAUCCAGACCUGGAGCCUCUCCUGACCCCUUCGGCGGCCCCCCGCCCCAGGUCCCCUCUCGUCCCAACCGCGCCCCACCAGGUGUCCCAAGUCGGAGAGUGCCAGCCUCCCCCACCAGAUCCAACAGAGACUCACUCACUGAGCAUUAACACUGGUGAUCAGCAGACAGAGGAAAACACUGACCCCUCUGCCACUGUAUCACAUGCAUGCACACAAGCACAGUCCACAAACAUAUCACAUGUUUACUUGAAAGAGUAUUUACUCUUACACAAUAUACACCAGGAAUAUUAUAAAUUGGUCUAAUAACUGUAUACCGUUCACAUUCACAUGAGCGCAGAUGUGGUGCCAUUGUAUUGCAUUACCAGCAUAUAUCCUGUAUUUAGGAAUGAAAUACACUAGUUAUAAAACGCACAGGGAUUGUCCGUGUUCCAGCCUAUUUCACAGUUUGCUUCAACAUUUAUGCACAUGGAUGCUAGAUGACACUGGCAUGUUUUUGCCUUUAUUAGCAACAACUAAGCCUUAACCAGCAUCUGACCAGUUCUUAACCCCUGAAUAAACGUGACCUGCAA
Sinocyclocheilus anshuiensis is the source of this 3186-nucleotide messenger RNA. It is a transcript of the gene dnm1b, whose product is annotated as dynamin 1b. The transcript has 22 exons. Bases 193 to 2766 code for a protein of 857 amino acids. Gene Ontology annotation, cellular component: plasma membrane; synapse; microtubule. The record is from RefSeq and is a predicted model, not a curated record. Gene Ontology annotation, molecular function: microtubule binding; GTP binding; GTPase activity. NCBI's taxonomy places the organism in Eukaryota, Metazoa, Chordata, Actinopteri, Cypriniformes, Cyprinidae. Gene Ontology annotation, biological process: receptor internalization; synaptic vesicle budding from presynaptic endocytic zone membrane.